AUACCCAUUCACAGUGGCUUACAUCGUGAUUGGUCUUCCGAAUGAGGUGGGUGACAUCCUCGUAAGGUCACUGGUUAGUAUCGGACUCGAAUCUGCGGAUUUUUGUUCUGCGGUUUACAUCUCACCUUCGGUCGGUUGGUUGUCGCGAUUGGAGGAAGGUCACACAGUGUUGUAGCUGUCGAACUGCGGAUUGGAACGAGUUGAAGACUGAAGUGUCAAAAAAAAGUAUAAGGAAAUGGCCUCUCUGUUGAUGUUUCGACACAUGACAUGUAUUCUACAGCAACAUUUAUUUGUGCCACGUUGCAGGUAUAUAGGCCAAGCUGCAGCAAGAAUAAAUGUUGACUUUGAAUAUGAAAGCCCAUUAAUGAAGACUGAAGUCCCGGGACCCAAGUCAAGAGAGUUAAUUAAGCAGCUGAAUACCAUUCAGAACGCUGAUGCUGUGAACUUUUUUUGCAACUAUGAAAAAAGCAGAGGAAACUAUCUUGUUGAUGUUGAUGGGAAUCGAAUGCUGGACCUAUAUUCCCAAAUAUCAUCCAUUCCCAUUGGUUAUAACCAUCCAGCCCUUAUAAAAAUUCUACAACAACCAAACAAUCUGAGCUCCUUCAUCAACAGACCAGCACUUGGAAUUUUGCCCCCUGAAAACUUCACUGCAACAUUGGAGGAAUCCUUGUUAAAUAUUGGACCAAAGGGCUUAAAACAAGUUAUGACAAUGUCCUGUGGCUCAUGCUCGAAUGAAAAUGCAUUUAAGUUGAUAUUUAUGUGGUAUAGAAAAAAAGAGCGAGGCCACAGCAGUGUCACAAAAGAAGAAUUGGAUUCUUGCAUGAUUAACAAGUUCCCAGGCUGUCCAGACUACAGUAUUUUAUCCUUCAUGGGUGGAUUUCAUGGUCGAACGAUGGGAUGCCUGGCCACCACUCACUCUAAAGCAAUCCACAAGUUGGACAUACCUACUUUUGACUGGCCAAUUGCCCCAUUUCCAAAGCUGAAAUACCCACUGGACCAAUUUGAGAAGGAGAACCAGGUUGAAGAAACUCACUGUUUAGAACAGGUGGAAGAUCUCAUUGUGAAAUACAGAAAAAAGAAGACGACUGUUGUUGGAAUAAUUGUUGAACCCAUUCAGUCUGAAGGAGGAGAUAAUCAUGCUUCUGAUGACUUUUUCAGGAAACUGAGAGACAUUGCCAGAAAACAUGGCUGUGCAUUUUUGGUGGAUGAGGUACAGACAGGAGGAGGAGCUACUGGAAAAUUUUGGGCACAUGAACAUUGGGGAAUGGAUGACCCAGCUGAUGUUGUUACAUUCAGCAAGAAAAUGAUGACUGGAGGUUUCUUCCACAAGGAUGAGCUUAGACCUGAUGCUCCAUACAGAAUAUUUAACACCUGGCUUGGGGAGCCAUCUAAAAACAUUCUUUUGGCUGAAGUGUUGAAUGUCAUCAAGCAAGAAGGUCUUCUGCACAAUGCAGUAUGUGCUGGAAAGGUCCUUUUGGAUGGGCUGCAGGAUCUCCAGACACGUUAUCCACACCUUCUAAGCAGAGUGAGAGGAAGGGGAACAUUCUGCUCAUUUGACACUCCAGAUGAUGCCACUCGAUCUAAAUUGAUUCUACAAACAAGAAAUAAAGGUGUUGUGAUAGGAGGCUCCGGCGAUAAAUCAAUCCGCUUUAGACCAACUCUGAUUUUCAAAGAAUACCAUGCACAUCUGUUUUUAAAUAUCUUUAAUGAUGUUCUUGCAGAAUUCAAAUAAAGAAUCUCUGAGCUGCCUUACUGAAAAAAAUGACAAAUUACAGUGGGAUAACUUUUUUCUGUACGAAAGCAAAUCAUUACCCUUUAAAAUCAGUUUAUGUGCCACAUGUAUUUUCAUUGCAGAAAGUAGCUUCGUUUAUGGUAUAGAACAUGGAUAUUAAGGGAUAUUAUAAAAUAAGAACAUAAUAAGCAUUAAACAAAGUACAUGGCUUAACACAGAUAAACAUUUAUGGUCUUUGAAAUCAACAAAACUGCCUUUGAACUUGUUUUUGCUAAAUGAAUUAUAUGAAAAACAUGCUUUAUGUUUAAUGUGAUUGCUGUAUGUGAAUCGUUCAUGAUAUAUAAUAUAUUAAACAAUCAUUAUGAAGAGUAGAAAUUUGUGUGCUGUAAGCAAUUUAUUAGUAGAUCAGCUUUUUAAUGUAAUUGGCUUUUGUAAUUUUUUUUGUAGAUGGAUGGUCAUUGUGUGGGAAAGUAUGUUCACUUACUGUGCAUUAGCAAAUUACCGAAAAGUUUUAGUAUUGUGAAAGUUCUUUGUUCUACAUUUUGUGUUUCAAAGUGUAAUAACACUUAAAUAUCAGUGAGAAAUUGAAUAGGAAUGCUUAGAACCUCACUUAGUCCCACUUUACCAACAACAAAAAUAACAAUUAAUUUGGAAAAUUUGCGUAGAGUAUUAUGUUAAUUUCAACAAAACAGUGUUUUGUCAUGGUAAAUAUUAACAGUUCAAAAUACUUGACCAAAUAGAAAUGUUGUAUCCUAGUGUAAACAAAGUGCUUUCUACCCUUCUCUUUGACCCUCCCCCCUUUCUCAUUAUCUCUCAUCCUCUUUCUCUUUAACUCUUCUUUCUAGCUUUCCUCUUUCGGUUUAUUUCUCCCCUUUUUAUAUAAUCACACAAGAGUUAAUUACAUAUAAUUACAAAUAAUUGGCAUACAAUAUAAGUAUUGUUACCAUUUGCAUGUGCAUGCACACAGAAAAGUAAAAAAGCUGUAAAAACUGCCCAUCAGUAUUCCCAUUUACUCCUGUCCAAAAUAGCAAGGCCUCUACCUGCUACUAUGAACACAAAAACAUUCAUAUAUAUGUCAAAUUAUUUAUGACUAAGUACACAUGCAAAGAUCAAAGCAAACAUAGAACACUAUAUCAGCUUUAGUGCAUCUAGAGGAAAGGUUAGCUACAGAGUGUGAAAUUAUUUGUUUUUUUACAUAAAAUAUAUUCUGUGACAAUGAUUUGGGGAUAUCUAUUAGAAAGCUUCAAGUCACAUAGAAUACAUUGUUUGUCAAUCCUCCUUGGUAUGUCACAAUAUAAAACAAAGCUCUUUGAAAAAGUCAUUCUUUAUGCUGAUAAAGUGUUUACACUUGGAUUAUCUAAUAAACCAAUGCAGGUAAUAUAGUUCCAGCAUUAUAUGCAAGAAGUAAAUACUAUAUACACUAAAGAUUUUUUUACUGAAACCAACCGCUUAUACUAUAUGUAAAAACUGUCUUUUACAUUAUGCAUGUACUACAUGUUACAAGUACUUGGAUACAAUGUCUUAGUGUUUCAGGAAAAGUGUAUAAUAUGAGCUAUCUUUUACACUCUGAAUACUAAACAUUGCCAAACACAAAGUUGUAAAACAGAAGGAAUUGUUGGUUUAAGUAUUUCUUAUUAUUCAAUGAAAUAAAGUUUAAUAAAAGGUUCAGUUUUCAAUGGAAAAUGUAUUGGGUUAUUUUCAUUUUGUUUAAUGUAAAUUCUUAUUAAUCUCAAAUGUACUGCACAAUAAAAUUUGACUUAACAAUAAACAA
This is a messenger RNA of Spea bombifrons (plains spadefoot toad), 3503 nucleotides long. It is a transcript of the gene ABAT, whose product is annotated as 4-aminobutyrate aminotransferase. The record is from RefSeq and is a predicted model, not a curated record. Gene Ontology annotation, biological process: GABA catabolic process. Lineage: Eukaryota; Metazoa; Chordata; Amphibia; Anura; Pelobatidae. Gene Ontology annotation, cellular component: mitochondrion. Gene Ontology annotation, molecular function: pyridoxal phosphate binding. The transcript has 16 exons. The coding region runs from base 236 to 1732 and encodes 498 amino acids.